AUGAGCGAUACAAUUGCCAUCAGAGGUGCGCGUCAGCACAACCUCAAAAACAUCGACCUGGACAUCCCGCGCAACUGCCUCGUUGUCAUCACCGGGCCUUCGGGAUCGGGCAAAUCGUCAUUGGCCUUUGACACGAUCUACGCCGAAGGACAACGCCGUUAUGUCGAAUCGCUAUCCGCUUAUGCGCGGCAAUUUCUCGAUCUCAUGGACAAACCCGAUGCCGAUAGCAUAGAAGGUCUCUCGCCUGCGGUGGCGAUUCAACAACGCGGCAUUCCCCGCACACCGCGUUCAACAGUGGGCACGAUAACCGAAGUCUAUGACUAUUUGCGUCUCUUAUUUGCCAGAAUAGGCACACCUCAUUGUCCGAUAUGCAACCAGCUCAUUGUGCGCCAGGCCGUCGCGCAAAUUGUCGAUCGCGUGCUCGCACUGCCCGAAGGACAACGCCUUCAGAUUCUCGCGCCCCUGAUCCGAAAUGCCAAAGGCACCCACCUGAGUGUUUUUAAGCAGUUGCGCCAAGAAGGCUAUCUCAGGGUGCGCGUCAAUGGCGAAGUUGUGUCACUGGAUAGCAAUAUCAACCUCAAUAAAAAUACAGCGCACAAUAUUGAAGCCGUCAUCGACCGCCUCGUUGUGCGCGGGAACAUGGCCGCACGCCUCGCAGAUUCGCUCGAAACAGCCCUCGACCUGGCUAACGGCACAGCCACACUCGACAUCAUUGACGAUGAAGAAUGGACCUUUUCCACGCGCUUUGCCUGCACAGAAGGCCACUUUGAAAUCGAAGAAUUAGAACCGCGUCUUUUCACCUUCAACAGCCCGCACGGCGCUUGCCCCACUUGCAGCGGUAUGGGUACUGUUUUUGACAAAGCGGAUACUUCCGACGAGGCACGGGAAAAAAUCGAGCUUUUUAUGCGAGGUCAAACCUGCCCCGACUGCAAAGGCACUCGCUUGCGCCCAGAAGCCCUUGCCGUCACGAUUUCCAAUUGUACAAUCGCCGACAUUGCCAGCAUGUCCAUUGCAAAAAUUGGGCAAUUCUUCCAAACGCUCAACCUGAAAAAUAAUGCGGCUGAGAUCGCUGCCCCCCUGAUACGCGAAAUCGAAAACCGCCUCGCAUUUCUCACGGAUGUAGGCGUUGGGUAUCUCGCGCUCAACCGCAUGACCGCAACGCUUUCAGGAGGUGAAUUUCAGCGUAUUCGUCUCGCCACACAAAUCGGAACCCGCCUCGUCGGCGUUCUCUACGUCCUCGACGAACCCAGCAUUGGCCUGCACCCUCGCGAUAAUCGCAAACUCAUCAACACCUUCUGCAAUCUGCGCGAUUUGGGCAACACGGUCAUCGUAGUCGAACACGACCGCGAAGCCAUAGAAAUGGCCGAUCACCUCAUCGACUUAGGCCCCGGCGCAGGUGAACGCGGCGGCAAAAUUAUCUCACAGGGACCGCCAGAAACCGUGAUCGCAGACAAAAGCUCUCUCACCGGCAAUUAUCUCUCCGGACGAAAAACCAUUCCCCCACCUCCCGAUAUUCGCCAACCGCGCGGACAUCUCUCAAUCAAGGGUGCCAGCGGACACAACUUGCAAAACGUCAAUGUCGAUAUUCCACUGGGCGUCUUUGUAUGCGUCACCGGCGUAUCUGGCUCGGGCAAAAGUUCGCUCAUCAAUCACACCCUGUAUCCCGCGCUUGCCCGACAACUUCACCGCGCCAAUACAGAACCAUUGCCUCACAAAACCAUCGAAGGUGUUGCACAAAUCGACAAAGUCAUUCGCAUAGACCAAUCCCCAAUCGGGCGCACCCCGCGAUCAAAUGCCGCCACAUAUACGGGCCUUUUUACAGCGGUACGAGAACUCUACGCACAAUUGCCCGAAUCCAGAGUGCGCGGUUACGGCCCCGGGCGCUUCAGCUUCAACAUCAAAGGCGGGCGCUGCGAAGCCUGCCAGGGCGAUGGCGUGCGCCGCAUCGAAAUGCACUUCUUGCCCGAUGUUUUUGUCACCUGCGACGUAUGCGGUGGCAGCCGAUACAACAGAGAGACCCUUGAGAUCCGGUACAAAGGCAGUUCAAUUGCCGACGUAUUAAACCUGACAGCAAAUCGAGCCAGCACCUUCUUCCGCAAUAUCCCAGCAGCGCAGCGACAACUCAAAUCACUCGCCGACGUGGGCCUGGGUUAUUUGCGCCUCGGUCAACCGGCCACAUCCCUCUCUGGCGGCGAGGCACAGCGCGUCAAACUCGCAACAGAGCUGGCGCGAACCGCCACGGGCAAAACGCUUUACCUGCUCGACGAACCCACCACGGGUUUGCACUUUGACGACAUCCGCGUCCUCAUCGAAGUGCUCGACCGCCUCGUUGACCGCGGCAACACUAUUCUCGUCAUAGAACACAACCUCGACGUUAUCAAACGCGCAGACUGGGUCAUCGACCUUGGACCCGACGCCGGCGAAAACGGCGGCAACAUCGUCGCAACCGGCGCGCCAGAGACCAUUGCCGAAGUUCCAUCUUCCCAUACGGGCCGUUUCCUCAAAGAAAUUUUAACCGCCACCACAUAG
Geodia barretti is the source of this 2529-nucleotide messenger RNA. NCBI's taxonomy places the organism in Eukaryota, Metazoa, Porifera, Demospongiae, Tetractinellida, Geodiidae. The record is from the annotation of a GenBank genome assembly.